Molecule: messenger RNA, 693 nt
Organism: Paramisgurnus dabryanus
Lineage: Eukaryota; Metazoa; Chordata; Actinopteri; Cypriniformes; Cobitidae
Gene: polr2d
Product: RNA polymerase II subunit D
Biological process (GO): DNA-templated transcription initiation
Cellular component (GO): RNA polymerase complex
Molecular function (GO): nucleotide binding
Source: RefSeq, a predicted model, not a curated record
UCGAACAACUCACAGGAAGAAGAAGAAGAAGAAGGUCGCGUGUUUGUUUGUGUGAGGUGCAGUUAUGAGACUGAAUUUGGUAUAAAGUGAAGUUUUGUUUAUUAAGGGUAUUCAUAUUUCAGUUUAGUUUGUGUAAUGGCUUCUGGAGGAACAGCGCAGGUGGGUGAUGUAGAGGAAGACGCGUCUCAACUCAUGUUUCCUAAAGAGUUUGAGAAUGCCGAGACGUUGCUAAACUCAGAAGUUCACAUGUUACUGGAGCAUCGAAAGCAGCAGAAUGAAAGUGCAGAGGACGAGCAGGAGCUGUCUGAGGUUUUCAUGAAGACCCUGAACUAUACCGCCAGAUUCAGCCGCUUCAAAAACAGGGAGACCAUCGCUAGUGUGCGCAGCUUACUGUUGCAGAAGAAACUUCACAAGUUUGAGUUGGCAAGUUUGGCCAAUCUGUGUCCAGAGGCUGCCGAGGAGGCCAAAGCCCUCAUUCCUAGUUUGGAAGGUCGGUUUGAGGAUGAGGAGUUGCAACAAAUCCUGGAUGACAUUCAGACCAAACGCAGCUUCCAGUACUAAGACACCAUGACAUGUCUUUAAAUGCUUUUCAUAGCCUGCAGUUCUCUUUCUUGUAUAUGCCAUAAUGGCAGUAUUGUUUAACUCUUCUGUAAUUGUUUGUUUUGUUUAUAAAGCUUGUUUUUUUAUGAUAAA